GCGUAUCAGAUUGAAAUUUAUUUAUUGAAAUAAAUGAAAAAUAUUUGCCGUACAUAAAGCUUCGUGUGGUAAUUAUGUUCAAUGAACCCGUGUAAUGUUAUCUUCCGACAAGUAAAUCUUCGGUUUGCUUUUAUUGCCUCGGCUUUUUCGUGCGCUAUAAUCAUUAGAGCAUAAAGAAUUAAACUACUGUAAACAAGUAUAUUUUUGUUUAAAAUUGAUUUGUGACCGAUAAGUGAUGUUGUGGCUAGUAUAAAUGAGAAACUGAAGUGAUUGAUGUUCUCACUCUCGAGUAGCGGUGCGGCGAAAAAAUGGCUGAUUUAAUACGUGCCGUGGGGGCGCCGAACGGACCCCCUGUAAUGCUAGGAUCGCCUUCGACGGAGUCUGAGGAUGGUGGCGGCGAUCUGGCAGAGCUGGCAGCGGACCUUGAGUUGGAUGAGGCAGAUGGACCAAGUACUAAUGGUGAACGGCAAGGGGUGCAAGCACCGCCUGAAACUGAAUGGUACCAUGGUCGCUUAGAUCGCUACACCUCUGAGGAGAGGCUGUAUGCUGCUGGCAAACAAGGCAGCUAUUUAGUCCGUGAAAGUGAUCGCAAGCCGGGCUCCUACGUGCUGAGUUACUUAGGACGCACUGGAAUAAAUCACUUCAGAAUAACAGCAGUAUGCGGCGAUUAUUAUAUCGGGGGUCGCCAGUUCGACUCCCUGGCGGAGCUGGUAGGGUUCUACAGCAACUGCUCGGAUUUGCUCAAAAGGGAGCGUUUAGUCGAGCCAGUGGCACCGCCGGAGCCCGUCAACGACAAAAAGAGGGUGGUGGCUAUUUUGCCCUACACAAAGAUGCCGGAUACUGACGAGCUCACCUUCCAAAAGGGGGAUAUUUUCUUCGUACACAACGACAUGGGCGACGGCUGGCUCUGGGUCACCGCUCAUAGGACCGGGGAGCAAGGAAUGAUCUUCCGAGAGCUAGUCGAAGACCUGGACCCAUCUAUUGACCCCAACACCGUUUUCUCCUGGUUCCACCCCAACUGUACUAAGAGCGAAGCUGUAGACAUGCUUGUGAAAGCCGGUCCGGGGAGUUUCCUCGUCCGGCCUUCGGACAACUCUCCCGGAGACUAUUCACUCUUCUUCCAUAUUAACAAUCAGAUACAGAGGUUCAGGAUUGAGAAGAAGGGAGUGCGGUAUCUGAUGGGCGGGAGGACGUUUGAGUGCUUGGAUGCGGUUAUUAAUAGGUACCGGAGAGAGCAGAUUGUGGAGGGACAUACUUUGGGGCAGCCGCUAAUCGCCGAAGGCCACGUGAUCGAACCGCAACAGACCACAACCGGUGCGGCCGCCGAGAAGAUAUACGCGACUCUGCGCGAGUGCCGCGACCAGAUCGGCCUCAAGAAGAUGAAAGGCAUCAAACACCAGGGCUACCUCAACAAGAAGUCAGAUAAGGGCGCUAAGAAGUGGAAGGCACUGUACUUCGUACUCCUACAAGAGGGAACUGACACGCAUCUGUAUUUCUACGACUCUCCAAAACGGACCAAGCCGAAGGGGCUGAUCGAUUUGUCUUGCGCGUAUUUGUACCAGGUUCACGAGUCGCUCUGGGACCGCGCGUUCUGCUUCCAACUGGUAGAGCGGGCUCUACCUUGCCUCUCGACCCACACAUUCCUGGCAGCCAACAGCGCGGCCGACGAGCGCGCGUGGCUCGACGCGCUCCGCCCGCUGUGCGUGCAGCAGGCGCGCCACCAGUGCAAGGUGGCACGCGUAGUGUGGCUCCGCGCUCUCCGCGUGCGGUGCCUGACGGCGCACCGGCUGCCGGCGCGGCUGGCGCCGCGGCCGCACCUGCGCCUGGCGCUGGGCGCGGCGCCCGUGGCGCGCACGAGGCCCAGGCCCUCUCCCGACCCGCACUGGGACGACGAGUUCGUCUUCGAUGACGUGCCUCCAGAUGUGACAUCAUUCACGAUCACCGUUCACAACACAGGAAAAAGGGGCAAAGAAUCUGAGGUAGCAGAGCUAACCAUUGAACUGGCGAACUUAGCCAACGGAGAGGAAAUCGAAGAGUGGUAUCCGCUGGCAGGAAUGACUCCAAUUGGAGAAUGGGGCUCUCUAAGGCUACGUAUUAGGUACAUGCAAGAACUAGUGAUGCCUCGUGAGGAAUAUAAUCCGCUGCGUCAAUUGCUGUUGGAGCCUGGCUUGCCUGCUGUCAAGGCUUUAGCUGACCUAUGCCGUACAGACAGGCAGCCGCUCGCUACAUCGCUCCUGCACGCUUUCACUGAGUGCGGUCGCGGUGCGGAGCUAGCGCGGGAGUUGGCUGGUGCAGAAGUCGCGCGAGAGAGCGACCACCGGACUAUGUUCCGUGGCGCUUCGCUUGCGACCGCCGUCGCCGACGAGUUCAUGCGCGCGCAGUGCAAGCCCUUCCUGCAGGCAGCUAUAUCAGAAACAGUUCAAAAGUUAUCGAAUGAAACCAAGCAGUCCGCAGAACUGAAUCCCACCAAAAUGGACUCGCCUGAAGACGCGUGCGCAAACGCGGAAUAUCUUCUUCAGAUUUUGGACCAGAUAACACACUCAAUAUUCAUGUCGCACGAGACAUGCCCGCGGCCCGUGCGUUACCUGUGCGGCUGCCUGCAGCGCGCUGCGAUGGCCAAGUGGCCUAACGAGAGAUUCGUGCGCACUCGGGUUGUCUCAGGGUUCAUCUUCCUGCGACUGAUCUGCCGGGCGCUGGUGGAGCCGCGCGCGUGGGGGCUGGUGGCGGCGGCGCCGUCGCCGCACGCGCAGCGCUCGCUGGUGAUGGUGGCCAAGUGUCUGCAGAACCUGGCCAAUCUCGUCGAAUUCGGGGCUAAGGAACCUUACAUGGAGGUAGUGAAUCCGUUCAUAUUGAAGAACAAGGAGCGUAUGGUCGUGUUCCUCGACCAGCUGAGCAACAUGCAGGAGCCCGGAAACGCGCCGCCCAACUCUAACAACAAUCUUGACAUUGCUAAAGAGCUAGCCACACUGCACCACAUCUGCGUGUCGCAUCUCGCGGAGCUACAGACGCUAGCCAAGACGCAGCCCGCCAUCAGGAAACUCGUCACCGUCACCGAAAUGCUCACCAAACACAAGCACAAGUACUUGGAGAUGAUCAGAUAGGACGCGUCACGUGACACAGGGUAAAUACUACAAGGCCGAAGAAGCACACGGCACCUCCGGAGAGACUAAACCGACUAAAAGAGUUAGUCGCACAGCAGCGUAGUCAUUAGGUUAGCGUUUAGUUUGCGAGUCUGCAUCCAGUUACGUUCGUGCGUUCUCGUGCAUUUCUCGUGCCAAACUUUUGUAAUCAUAUUUAUUAUCAAUUCUGGUGCCUACUUCAUAAAACGACUAGCCUUGUAAAGCGUUUGAGAUUAUAUGACAUGACGCAUUACGGCUGGUUUUAGUGUUACGCGGCCGACCGCGCGGAGCGAUCCGCACUGGACUAAUAUGUGUUAAUUUCAGGGAGCGUUUUAGAGUGGCGCGGACGACAAUAACAACUUCCGCGUGACACUAAAACCAGCCUAAUUGUUGUAUUAUGAAAUAGGCACCGGAGUGCGUAAUUGUUUAGCUGAUAUGAUUAGUUUAAGCUAGCCAGGCGAAACAGUUGAACGUAGGCACAGUAGCCUAAAUACAAGGCUCAGAAGUUAGCAUUCUUCAAAUUGGUUAAGAAUAUUGAGCGACAUUUUGAUACUCAAAGUUAUGCAAUACAUAUAAGGUUAUUUCUUGCACGUGCUUGCCACGGUAUUUGUGCUUAUAGUUUACAGUAUGAACAUAUAAUUGUAAAAUUUUAUACUUAAUUAGCAACAUUGCUCAUGCGUAACUAGCCCAUUUUCACUAAGUUCACCAUUCAUCAUUGAUAAAAAAUACAUUGGUAUAAAUUUUAAAUCAGAUGAAAGAAAUAUAGUUGAUUUCGUUUUAUGUUUAUAUCGAUCUAAAACAAAAGAAAAGUAACUCUGGCCCAAUAGAAAAUGGGUUGCAUUACAUUGAAGUUAUCACUUAUCAGUAUUAGGGUCGGUUGCCCCAUAUCGUCCGUAACCGAAUUUAGAGUCCGCGAUUUGUUUUGUAUGGGAAUUUGCAUAUGCUUCUGCUGCGUGGACAGUGUGGACACAUCAACGUGUCUCCUGUGGUUGAAGCAACUGACCCUUAGGGUUAGGACCGUGGGUUUUAGGUUAAAAAGGGGUGUAUUUUACUGUUAUCUUAAUCAAAUCACAUAACUUUGAGUAUUUAAAACGUUGUUUCAUAGCGCGAUGAAUAGUUUCGACUUGUUUGCAAACGAAUGCUCUCUAGUAUUUAACGCGUAUUUAUUGGUAGCCGCGUAUUGUAUUGUUGUAGUUAAGUUCAAUAAUCUUAUUAAUGUUUAACAGCGGUAAAUGUACUUGUGUUAUUGAAUUAAGAAUUUCUUGACAAACAAAGUCUCUCGUCCUUAUAUAAUUCUCUUUAGUAAGAACAGACUUCGUUCGGUAAGAACUGUCAGGUUGUUCUAAAACACUUACGGCCCAUCCACGACAUUGGUCUAAGCGCGACAGCGGUGAGCGGCAGCCAUACGUGCGAAUGAAAAGCCCCAUCGCCGUGUCUCGCUCCAAUGUAUGGCCGCCGCUCACCGCUGUCGCGCUUAGCCCAAUGUCGUGGGUGAGUCGUUAGAAGUGUUUAUAAACGAAGUCAACACCAGCAGGUGGAUUAACUAAGAAAGUCUCAAAUAGAGGGGUCAGAAAAAACAUCGCUCAUAAUUUUAGAAAACUGCAACAUACUAUGAAAACUGCCUUAUAUGCAAAUUACAUGUGUAAAGAUCUCAAUGCGGUAACACAAGUAUAAUAUUGGUAGUAAAGAUGAACAAUCGAAUUAUAUUAAUUUUAUAGUUAUAACAAAUUAUAUUGGAAUUGCUUUAAAAUAAUUUACAUAAUACACAUAUUAAUUUUAUUUUGUCAAUACUCCUUAAAAUAAUCUUUUAUAUUGUACGAAUAUUUACUUUUAGACGUUUAUACACGAGUAUUAUCCUAAUAUUCAUCAUAGUUGUUAAGUACAAUUAUUAUUGUGUCGCGGCGGUGGCGUUGGCAAUAUCGAAUAAAUACAUUUUAUUUGCUCAAAUAUCAACAUUAUCAGAAUACAAAAUAAAAUCAAAAGUGUUGGAAACCCUUUUAAAUCGAUCAUCAAACUUGAUUGAUACCCCAUUAUUGAAGUGUCUUUCCACACAUAUCGUCGCGGAAUAGCUGAUAAAAAAAACAUUUAUGACCAAAUAAUAAAAGUUCGAGCAAUAGCCGAGGACGAGACGCGUCUUACAGUUACACUCUGAAGCUAGGAACAUACUACGCGGACGUCCGUGUUAAAUCGACCGCGGACGGGAAUCUGGACAAUGAAAUUACAUAUAACCGUGCAAACUAUCGGUCGACGGACGUGGACGUGGCCUUGAGCGCA
Leguminivora glycinivorella is the source of this 5393-nucleotide messenger RNA. RefSeq names its product ras GTPase-activating protein 1 (gene vap). Gene Ontology annotation, molecular function: protein binding. The transcript is spliced from 20 exons. The record is from RefSeq and is a predicted model, not a curated record. Lineage: Eukaryota; Metazoa; Arthropoda; Insecta; Lepidoptera; Tortricidae. Bases 309 to 3101 code for a protein of 930 amino acids. Gene Ontology annotation, biological process: regulation of GTPase activity.